CGAUGGACACACUCUCUGGUUGCAGGCAACCACACCAUUCCUCCUUCAGAUACACACAGUAGCACAUCCUCGGAUGAUACAUCGUCAGUCUGCCUUCGUCCUUGGUCUGUCCACAAUGCUUCGCUGUCACACCCCUUCUGUCGUCAUUCCAAUUUCCUCACUAAACACUACCCCCUCCACUCGCCUCUCCCUCCUCGCACUAUUUCAUCUCGCUCUUUCGCUGCACAUGCUAUAUCACUUCCCUCGACAACCACUAUGUCGUCACUCCCCUCUCCACCCUCGCAACGCAACCAGCUGUCGUAUUAUGAUAUGAAAUUCCUGAAGUGUCGGAUGCACAUCUUCGACAAACAGCACAAAGCUGAAGUACAAGAAAAAAGGUUGUUGGAUCGAAAAGACAUGGAGGAGAAAAUAUAUCUUUGUGGGCGCGACGCGGGAUAUUCUGGCGACAAGCAUACCUUCCUAGAACUAUUAUAUUAUAGAGCCCACAUCGCCGAUCCAAACGAACGAGAUCCGAGCAAACCCUUUUCUGAGGGAGGUUUUGAUAAAGUUACACACUUACAACGUGCAAUUGUGAAAGCGGCGGAAUCACUAAAUGGGCCAAAGCCAGCGCCGCUCUUUAUCCCUUCAUAUGACCAGCGUCGUCUUUUCGCCAGAGAAAAGGAUGAAGAAAUAGCAAAGCAGUUACCGCCCAAGCGAGCACCUCUGCCAGCUGCAUUGCCGCCUCCCGACGACGCUGAAGUGGACGCACUCCUUGCGAAAAAGGGCGUUAUAUCCAAAAUUUUUAGAGAACAGGUCAUUGAUAAGGAUUUGUGCCGCUUGCAGCCCGGUCAAUGGCUAAAUGAUGAGAUUAUCAAUUUCUAUGGCCAGAUGGUUAUGGCACGCUCUGAAGGUAUCAAAGUAAAUUCCACCACAGCACUAGUGCAGCGGCAUGAGAGGAAACCUCCCAAAUCGCAGGCGUUAGAUGUGCAUUAUUUCAGUACAUUUUUCUGGACCAAGCUAAAAGGGGAAGGAUACGAACGCGCAAGAUUAGCAAAAUGGACGAAAAAGUUCGACCUUUUUGCUAAGGACAUUGUUCUUAUUCCCAUUAACCAUAACAACUCCCAUUGGACGUGUGCUGCUAUCAACUUCCGACGAAAACGCAUAGAAGCAUAUGACAGUAUGAAUCUUCAUCCGGGGCAUGUCUUCAAGGUAUGUGGUAAAGGGCUGGUAUCACUCUUAGGUUUAUCCUUCGUGUCUAAACAGAUUCUGCGUCACUAUCUUGAUUUGGAACAUCGGAGCAAGAAGAAGAAACCAUUUGACUUCGGUGGUUGGGAAGACUACAGCUCGGGGGAUACCCCACAGCAGGAAAAUGGGUCUGACUGUGGCGUCUUCACCUGCCAGUUUCUGGCUUCCCUUGCUCGUGGUGAGGAAUCGUUCAGGUUUACACAACAAGACAUGUUAUAUCUUCGGAGACGCAUGAUCUGGGAGAUCGGACACGCAGAGCUCCGUGAAGAUGUAUAAGCUGUUGCGUAUUUAUAACCAUUUAUAACCCUAGGUGCUCGUACUUCACUCACAGCAGCAUGAUUUAUCUGCCUUGAAAUAUUUACAUUAAACUAGAGUACGUCGAGUUUCCUCUUAAGAAUCCAGAGUGGAUUUGUUUGCAGUGCCGGUUAAGUAACAUUAUAGCAUGUCUACAACA
Molecule: messenger RNA, 1678 nt
Organism: Serpula lacrymans var. lacrymans S7.9
Lineage: Eukaryota; Fungi; Basidiomycota; Agaricomycetes; Boletales; Serpulaceae
Exons: 9
Coding region: 256-1500 (414 amino acids)
Biological process (GO): protein desumoylation
Cellular component (GO): nucleus
Molecular function (GO): deSUMOylase activity
Source: RefSeq, a predicted model, not a curated record